Brienomyrus brachyistius is the source of this 3283-nucleotide messenger RNA. RefSeq lists its product as uncharacterized. The record is from RefSeq and is a predicted model, not a curated record. The transcript has 2 exons. Bases 617 to 2044 code for a protein of 475 amino acids. Lineage: Eukaryota; Metazoa; Chordata; Actinopteri; Osteoglossiformes; Mormyridae.
UGCAAGCCAGUAUCGCUGGUAAUCACGUCAACGUAGUAACUACAAGCAAAUAAAAUAAAAUACAGAAUCGGUAUUUUGAACACAUCAAUUCAUUAUCUUCUGGAGUGUCAACGACAUACUGAAAGAAAUAUUUAAAUAAAAGUUACAAAAUUCCUUCAAAUUCAGUAUUCGGAAUAUAUUUACAUGAUCUCGGUAACGUGCACGUGCAGUCUACUUAGAUUUUUUCGUGAUCAUUUGCCACCUUUUUACGUUUAUACGGUUAGAUGUUUAGUGCAACAGUACAGGGGCAAUCGCUCUUGAGAAUGGAAUCGACUUAUUCGGUUAGAGUUCCAGUUGGGGGAGUUGAGGUAUUAUCUUCGGUUCUCGGUGGGUUACGAUUGCUCAGUGGAGAACAGCCCAAUAUUUAGUUUUUGCCAUAUAACAAAAACGUAGUGUCGUCCACUUGCUUGCGAAUCGCAAAAAACGUGACGCCCCGGGAGAAGAGCACCUCCCCGCCGAAUGACGACACAAAACCCUCGUACUUCACAGCGCUCGGGACGCCAUUUUGGGAGUCAGGCAAUGUGUUGAGAGUCUGGAGCAGGGCUGGAGGUCCGCCCGUUUCGCGAUCAAUAACAAGAUGGUCCACACGUGUGUGGUGGUAGGCUGCCGGAACAGGAGGACUCCCGGCACCACGCUAUCUUUCUACCGAUUCCCCCGUGAUCCGGAGAGAAAGCAGCGCUGGAUCGCUGCGGUGAACCGCGAAGGGUGGCAGCCGAACGAGGGCAGCAGACUGUGCAGUACUCACUUCAUCUCAGGUAAGCAGGUGAAGAACCCUCGGUCCCCAGAUUAUGUUCCAUCUGUGUUCAGGACAUCUUCGGUGACUGGAACGCCAGACCAGACAGGGGCCUUUGAUUUCUCUGACAAGCAGCAGGCUCAGGUGGAGGCGGCCAACGCCCUGCUCUUUCUGCAAGGGCAGACCCUGGAGAUGGGUUCCCAGCCGGGGCAAUACCUAGAGCAUGACGGUGCGGAGAGCGUUGCAUCUGCAAGCAGCGGCAGUACCAUUAAUGUCCCCAUGCGGUCGAGAGACAUUGUGACCCCAGCUGAGAGCCCGCCCAGUAGUGAUGGGGACGAAAUGUCUUCCGUCAACGACGAUAUAGACUAUGAAGAGGAGGUGGAGCGUCUCCGUCGGGAGAACCGGGCACUACGAGAGCUGGCGGAACGGGCAUCUCUCACAGAGGCCUCGCUCAGGAACGACCCAGCAAAGGUGCGCUUCUACACGGGGCUGCCCAGCUACUUUGUGCUUGAGACAGUCCUGUGGCUGCUGUCGCCGCGGAUGCGGGCCGACAAGACCGUCAAACUGUCCCGGUUCCAGCAGCUGCUUAUCACUCUAAUGCGCCUGCGACUGGACCUUAGGAACCAGGACUUGGCCUACAGGUUUGGCGUACAGGUCGGCAUUGUGGCUCAGACGGUCCGCAGCGUCGUGGAUGCCAUGUCUUCAACACUGGUGCCUACUGCUGUGUUCUGGCCGUCCCGGGAGGAGUUGCGGCGAAACCUUCCGACAGCGAUCCAAUCCGCCUGUCCAGACUGUGUCGCCAUUGUGGACUGCUUCACGGUGGCCUUGGAAGGUUCCAGUGAAACUGGUGUGAUUGGUGGGGCCUUGAAGUACCUUAUUGGCGUGGCCCCACAGGGUGUGGUGACCUUUGUGUCCGGAGGCUCUCCAGGUCACGUCAGCGACAGGGAGCUGGUGGAGAACUGCGGCUUCCUAGCCAAGUUGCUCCCAGGGGAUGUUGUGCUGGCUGGCCAUGAACUGGACGCCGACGAGGCAGUAGCUGCCCGGGGGGCCCAGAUCAGGAUUACAAACUCCAGGGGGGAUGUGGGGGGAGAGGGGGAGGAGAGAGCGGUGCUGAGGAGACACGUGGAGCGGGUGAUCGCCAUGGUCAAGCGGAGGUAUGCCAUGCUUAAUGGCCUAGUGGAAAACACCUUUGAUAUGAACACCUUCGACAGGAUUGUCCGUGUGGCGUGCGCCUUGAACAACCUGUGCAUAUCAGCCACGCCACUAGAAUGACUUUUUCACUAUUGUUUUUAAGCCAAAUCCCCUUUGACUUAAUUGAUCCUAGAUCCUUAACCACUGCAGUGAACCGUGGUGUUUUUUGAAAGCUGUACACACACACCUGCAGCCUUCGUAUGAACGUCAGCUUUGCAUGUCAAAGUGACAUCUCCCUUUGAUCUUCCAGGGAUCUUUAAAAAGCUUUGCUGUAGUAGUGAAACUGGAGCUAUAGAGGUUUCUGUGGUCCAGUUACAAGGGUAGCAGAUAUAAGCCUUGGUUAGUGGGACGAUUUCCUUUGUGAAAUACUUAAAAAUGUUGAAACAGAAAAACAGAGUGGUCAUUCUUUCAGUGACAUUUGGGGAGGACACUGAUAUGAGCCGGGGUGGGGGGGGGCGGUGACCUCCAGAUGUGUUACUGGUAUAAUUUGCCAAGCAAGGCAUACCUAGUCCCUCUGUUGAUCUUAGUACUGUUUCUCUGGAGCUUGUGCCUUACAGUGAGUCAUUUCGAGAUCCAGUUGCCAGUCAAUGACAGUCGACAGUUGCAUAUUUUAGAAUAGUGUAUUUCAGCGCUGCUCCUGGAGAAACUCUCUGCUUUUAUGUUCUCAGACACAAAUGAGUUAUCAUUGUAACUCUGAACAUAAAUGAACGUUUAUAUAUAUUAAUUCAUUAAUUCACCUGCUUCAGCUAUUACAGCAAACACAACAGAAGACAAAUACAUUUUUGAAAAAUAAUUUAAAUAUUUACUCAGCGGAUUUGGUUUAAAAAAAUGAUCUUAAAUGGAAUAUUUGUAUUUUUGUUUAAAGUGUAAAAGUAAAUCAAGCUAGUUUUGGAUAUGUUACUUAAAAUUUUGAACUUCAUUACUAUUGGAUAGAUCUAGAUGUUCCUUCUUUUUCAACUUCACAAUCAAGCCUCAUUAACUACCAGUUUCAUUGGGUAAGAUAGCUCAUGGUUUCCCAGGAUCAGAGCUGAGAUGCAUUGCUGUAGGUCAGUACAGGUACACGUGCUGUUGAUCAUGGUGUGGGCAAUGAUGGAUAGGUGGGUUACCAGUUAGAGGUGCUUAUUUAUCUCCUCUGAAAUCCUGCCACACUGACUGUGCUUAUAUAUCUAUUUUUUCUUUUUAUUCACUGUCAAGUUUCAGCAUCAUGCCAUGCUAAUAUGAAACAAUGUAAAACAUUUUCAUUGUGUGCACACUGGAUGUAUCCCCAUUACACUCAAUGUGAACGAUUAUUGUUAUAAAGUCAUGUUUCUUCGUCAUGAA